This is a messenger RNA of Castor canadensis (American beaver), 1253 nucleotides long. RefSeq names its product GrpE like 1, mitochondrial (gene Grpel1). The record is from RefSeq and is a predicted model, not a curated record. Gene Ontology annotation, cellular component: PAM complex, Tim23 associated import motor. Gene Ontology annotation, biological process: protein folding; protein import into mitochondrial matrix. Gene Ontology annotation, molecular function: protein homodimerization activity; protein-folding chaperone binding; adenyl-nucleotide exchange factor activity. NCBI's taxonomy places the organism in Eukaryota, Metazoa, Chordata, Mammalia, Rodentia, Castoridae.
AGUGACGGCGGUGGUGGCAGCAGCAAUGGCGGCUCGGUGCGUCAGGCUGGCGCGUAGCGGUCUACCGGCUUUGGCGUUGUCUCUCAGGCCCUCUCCUCGGUUGCUGUGCACAGCUACCAAACAAAAGAACAAUGGCCAGAACCUUGAAGAGGACCUGGGUCACAACGAACAGAAGACAGACCAACCCUCAACAGACAAAAUCCUCCUGGAGGAGAAGGUGAAGCUGGAAGAGCAACUGAGGGAGACCGUGGAAAAAUAUAAACGAGCUUUGGCAGAUACUGAGAACUUGCGGCAAAGGAGCCAAAAGCUGGUGGAAGAAGCAAAGUUAUACGGUAUCCAGGGCUUUUGCAAGGACUUGCUGGAGGUGGCAGACAUUCUGGAGAAGGCAACCCAGAGCAUACCAAAAGAAGAGCUUCAUGAUGACAAUCCUCACCUGAAGAGCCUGUAUGAGGGGCUGGUGAUGACGGAGGUCCAGAUUCAGAAGGUGUUCACAAAGCAUGGCUUACUCAGGCUGGACCCUGUCGGAGCCAAGUUCGACCCAUAUGAACACGAGGCCUUGUUCCACACACCAGUGGAGGGGAAAGAGCCAGGCACAGUGGCACUGGUUAGCAAGGUGGGGUACAAGCUGCAUGGGCGCACCCUAAGGCCCGCCCUGGUGGGGGUAGUGAAAGAAGCAUAGCUGCCUCCUGCAAACCUUUGGACUUUUAGGGUCACUUGCUACAACUCUUACCUUUUCUCAUCUGUGAAUGCAUUUGACCUUUGCCCAGCCUUGGUGGAACAGGAAAGUAAGCUGCGUGGCCACCCAUGUUAAAGAGUCCUGAUCUGGGAGCCUAGUCACUGGUUUUUAGCACCAUGUAGCUCCAUGUACUUCCAGGAGAGGGCUGUAGGACACCUCUGGAAUGUUGUGGAUAAAGCUGUGUCUUCUCAACCCAGGUGAUUGCUAUGUAUUUUAACAAAUAAAAGGUCUUUAGGAAUUCAGUUUGGCUACUUGGGCAUAUCUGUCUGCACAGACCACUGAAGCAAAGGCCAGAGUGGGAACAUUAUUCUUGCUAAGAAAGUUUGAGGGUAGUUGUGAUGAUGAACUUCUGUAAUCCCAGCCCUGGUGGCUGAUGGAGAAGGACCUCUAGUUUGAGACCAGCCUGGGCUGGUUUGAGAUCCUAUCCCUGUGGGACUUGGGAGGCAGAGAUUGGGAGGAUCCUGGUUUGAGGACAGUUCAGACAAAACUCGAGACUCUGCCUUAACCAACAAAGGCA